Molecule: messenger RNA, 1454 nt
Organism: Sphaeroforma arctica JP610
Lineage: Eukaryota; Ichthyosporea; Ichthyophonida
Exons: 5
Coding region: 90-1007 (305 amino acids)
Source: RefSeq, a predicted model, not a curated record
UAUAAAAAGUGUUCAUCACGUAAUCAUAAAUGUAGCAUACGUACACAUAAACAUACACGUAUACAUAGCAAUAUUUAUAUCCUUUCAUAAUGCUCGCAUUGUGGCCCAAUGGUGAUAAUGGUUAUGGCUAUCAUACUACCGCUGAAGAGGUCACCAAAGACAAAGAUCUUACAGGAAAGACUUACGUGAUUACUGGUAUCAAUUCGGGUCUUGGUCAGGAAUGUGGUCGGGUGCUCGCUCUGCGUAAUGCUAAUGUGAUUGGCCUAGCACGCACUGAGGAGAAGGCUAAGGAGGGCAUGCAGGAGUGGACAGGAACAGGUGACAAGAUCCCUGUGGUGUGUGAGUUGGGAGAGCCCGAAGUAAUCAAGCAGGCUGUUAAGGACAUCAAAGCCACCGGCAAGAAAAUAGACGCGGUGAUUGCAAACGCAGGUAUCAUGGCUUUGCCCAAACUAGAACUUCAACACGGGUACGAGAAACAGUUCUUCUGCAAUCAUGUAGGGCACUUCAUUCUGAUAACUGGACUAUUGGACAGUUUGACUGAUGACGGUCGUGUGAUCACACUCAGUAGUCUAGCACACAAGCAAGCCCCGAAGGGAGGCAUUGCAUUCGAUAACCUGGAUGGAUCUAAAGGUUACAGUGAUUGGACCUUUUAUGGUCAGUCGAAAAUGGCACCCCUCCUCAUGGCCAAGUCUCUGGCACAUAAGUUCGAGGGGACCAAAAAGACGGCCUACUCGUGCCACCCGGGGGUCAUCAAUACAAAUCUUUCAAGGCACAUGAACCCCAUUCUGCGAGGGUUGACAGGCUUUUUCGGACCGCUGUUCCUCAAGACCAUCCCGGAGGGUGCGGCUACACAGACGUAUCUCGCAACUUCCGAUGACAUUCAGGACAAAAGUGGCCUGUACUUUGCAGAUUGUAAUGUCCAGGGCGAGCGUGCGGAUGGCUCGGACAUGGCCACUGCCGAGAAACUGUGGGCUAAGACGGAAGAAAUUGUAGCCGCCUCUAAUUAAAGCACGUGAGGCAAUAAAAGUUUGAUUUUUCCCGUGAUAACCCCCACCCUUAAGCAAGGGUUCAUAUGCUGUAUCUUAUUUUUGUGAAACAUGGGGAAAUGCAUGGAUACCACUAAUAGUGGGACCUACACACAGCCUUGCAGCAGAGGAGGUUUUCUGGAUACUACAACUACUACUGAGGAGGUGUAUACGUAGACUUGCAACUAUGGGAGAUGUAUACUCUACUUUAUCCUAUAUACUCGAGUCCCUACACGGGUGCAGGUGCGGUAAGAGAAUUCGUGCACACAGAAUACCAGGUAAUAAUUCGGGCUCGCGUACAGGCACAUAUGCGGCAAAGAUCCAAUUCAUAUAAAGAUUUUUUAAUUGUCACGGGCAUAGUUGCGGAAACAAGCCAGCCGCAUGCAGGAUACGAGCGUGUAAGCAGGCGUACAACCCCACUAGCACACA